AUGGCGUCAAUGGGGUUAACGACAGCACCGCCUGCGGUGUCAGGAGGCAAGAGACUGGUCUGUCGAGUAUGCCAGAAGGCAUUCUCCAAGGCUGAACACUUAAGGAGACACGAGCGUGGCCAUACGGGAUCUAAACCAUAUGUCUGUAAGGAGUGUCGAAGGCCCUUUGCCCGACAGGACGCUCUCACUCGCCAUCAAAAGCUGCAUGCUCGUGGUAUAAAUGCAAAGAAUGGCUCGUCGGAGAUUAACUUUUCGCCACAGCCUACCUCUUUAAAUUCUCUCGCUUCUUGGGAUACGACAAGUGCUUCCACUGCUGAUCCGGCGUCAACUUCAGCGACGAGUCACUCCUGGGAUGGGUCUCAUCCCGGCGAUCAUGCAAGUGAUCAUGCAAGUAUGCAUAAUGUUGCCUCCGAGUUAGACUUUGAAUUGGUCUGGCCUGAUUCGGAAGACCUGUUCCAAAGCUUGAUGUCCUCGGAUACGACGGAUCAAUGGCAGAUGCCGCUUGGUACCUUGCCUUUUCCACACGUUGUGCAGGGUAUGAAUGGCAUGAGCUCCGGGUCUCCAAAUCUGUUCGAUGACCGUAGGUCUCCUGUCGGGGCAAUACCGUCCGGUGGAGGGCAUCAGGCAGUGCGAGAUGUCACAGAGAUGGUGACAAGCUCGUCAUCCAGUGUUACCGCCGCCGUCAAAGCUACGUCCAUAACCUCAGUAUUCCUCGACGAAUGUCUCCAUAUGUUCUUCGUCCGCUUCAUCCCAACAUUCCCAAUCUUGCAUCGUGCAAAUUUUGUUUUCCGCGAAUGCACGCAUGCUCUCCUCCUUAAUGCCAUUGCCAUCGGCUCUUUGUACCUAGGGCCCAAGGACUCAGUUGCAAAAGGCGAAGCCCUGUGGCGUCUAGCGCAUACCGCACUUUCAACUUCUUGGCAGUCCCUGAUCGCACAUACUGGCCCAUAUGAUGCAUGCAAGGGAGUUCAGUUGAUGAUCACAGCCCUGCUGGGCCAGAUAUACGGGGCGCUAUCAAAGAACCGGGCAAUUCGAACCACCAGUCAGGUCUUCCACCCGCUGGGCUUCCUAUGGGCAAGACACUGCGGCAUGUAUGAUAGCCCGCCAUACUCGAUGGACAACCUCCCCUCGAUCGAUGCCCCCACUGCAGAAAAGGAACGCCAGUGGCGAAUCUGGUCUGCGCGGGAGAUCCAGCAACGCGCCCUGUUGGCCUACUACAUCCUGGACGGGCUUGUUGCUCAAACCUCGAGCGAUGGAGCCUCUUCUCGCCAUGUGGCAAACUCACUCGGCCUCCCUAGUAGCGAGGAAGCCUUUGACGCCAGCACUACCGAUGAAUGGUUGACUCAUAUGCACACACAAACACCGGAUCAGUCCUCAUUCAAAAUGAUUUUCCGCUCCCUCUUCCCACCGGUCGGGAGCUUCCGCGCUCUAGAGUACCAUUUCUCCGCCUUUUCACUGCGUGUGGUGCUGGAAGGGCUCCAGUCUCUAACCUCCGACUUCGAUGACAAUGAACUAGCCGUGGGAGUUCCUAGCCAAUCAGAGGUCCGGCGAGCCCUAGCCCAAGUUCACGAGACAAUAUCCAUGAGCAUCCACUUUACCGCAGCAGAGAGACUUGAAAUUCUCCUGCGUUGGCACACAGUUUGCCUAGAUACAAUGAUCAACUCUACCGCCCUCGCCCGCCAUGUCUGCUCGCGCUACAACAUUAUCCAACAUGUCUCCGGUGGAUGCGGAAUCGUCCGCCCGGACUUUGAUCUAGUCAAAUGGGCUAGUUCAGAAGACGCGCGGCGGGCCGUCCUCCACGCAGUCGCCAUCCAAGACAUCGUAGAGCAAUUACCACGUGGCCGCGCGCACGCCGUUCACAUGCCCAGCUCACUGUUUGCAGCCGCAACAAUAUACGUUGUCUUUUCGCUUGCAGGAGUCGCUACUGUGAAUUUGCCUCGCAACAUCAUUUGGCAAGAUGCUUUGCUGUCCCAUUCGGAUCUAAACCUGGGCCAUGUGGAUAUCCGGCCUCGAUCUGGCUCGGAGACAAAGCGCUUUGUUGAGAAUGGAAAUGGGGCCUCCUCGCUUCCGCUUCCUAUUGGUGGUUCUGUUAGGAACCUGUUUUAUGAGCUCAACUCUAUGCAAAAGCUUUUCCGGUGCUUAUCUUCUCAGUGGGGUAUUGCGCAUGACAUGGAAGAUAGUAUUGCACAAUGGAUUCAGCUCUGUCAUUAG
This is a messenger RNA of Penicillium egyptiacum, 2208 nucleotides long. NCBI's taxonomy places the organism in Eukaryota, Fungi, Ascomycota, Eurotiomycetes, Eurotiales, Aspergillaceae. The record is from the annotation of a GenBank genome assembly.